GCGGCGAAGAGCGAUCCCCAUUCCAGUGUCAGCAGCUGCUAGCUACUCCUCCUCUGUAGCACGAUCAUCCUCCUCUGCUACGUCAACGACGAUCAAAUGGCCGCACGCCUCGCGCUGGUGGUGGCGCUCCUGUGCGCAGGUGCCGCGGCCGCCGCGGCGCAGCAGGCGAGCAACGUCCGGGCGACCUACCACUACUACCGCCCGGCUCAGAACGGCUGGGACCUGGGCGCCCCUGCCGUGAGCGCCUACUGCUCCACCUGGGACGCCGGCAAGCCGUUCUCGUGGCGGUCCAAGUACGGCUGGACGGCGUUCUGCGGCCCCGCGGGCCCCCGCGGCCAGGCGUCGUGCGGGCGGUGCAUCCGGGUGACCAACACGGGCACGGGGGCGCAGAUCACAGCGAGGAUCGUGGACCAGUGCGCCAACGGCGGGCUGGACCUCGACUGGGACACGGUGUUCGUCAAGAUCGACACCGACGGCAUGGGGUACCAGAGGGGCCACCUCAUCGUCAACUACCAGUUCGUCGACUGCGUCGACAACCACAUCAACUUCCAUGGAAAGAACGAGACGCUCCCAGCCAGCAUUCAUGCUGUUGAGUAAUUAAAAGCUACUGUACGUAGUAGCACAUGCAUGAUGCUCAGAUGCCGCAUUGUUGCGCUGUACGCACACAUGUAUGCAUGCAUGGCACGGAUCAAGUGGAAUAAAUCAAACGGGAAGUGGAAUAAAUUUCAUGUAUGGAUCGUAUGAUUGUAACAGCGGGAAGUGGAAUAAAUUUCAGAAGUUGGCAGAAAUCAAGUGCGUGAAGUAGCAGCUGAAACAACCCUAAAGUUUGGGAGUUGUAUUAGCCUCAGCUCUCAGGUCAGUCCGGCUGCCGGCUUGGGUGGCCGCGGCGUUCUUCAACGAAGACGUCGAGCCCUUUGGAGAGCGUAUAUAUCCCGGCGGGGUUGCUGUCGUAUGGCUGCCGGUGGUACUCCGGAUCUUAACGGCGUGUAGCAAUCCGUGUGGCAAUGGCGAUAGUGACGAGGCACCCGAUGGACGUGACGUGUUGUUGACUGGCUCUUCCGUACAUUGUUUCACCAUGAUGACAGAUGAUGAACGUGUACCAUAGUUCUGUUGGU
Aegilops tauschii subsp. strangulata is the source of this 1115-nucleotide messenger RNA. RefSeq names its product barwin. Gene Ontology annotation, biological process: defense response to bacterium; defense response to fungus. Gene Ontology annotation, molecular function: RNA nuclease activity. NCBI's taxonomy places the organism in Eukaryota, Viridiplantae, Streptophyta, Magnoliopsida, Poales, Poaceae. The record is from RefSeq and is a predicted model, not a curated record.